This is a messenger RNA of Glycine soja, 1059 nucleotides long. Its product is annotated as protein CWC15 homolog. Gene Ontology annotation, cellular component: catalytic step 2 spliceosome. Gene Ontology annotation, biological process: mRNA cis splicing, via spliceosome. Bases 137 to 823 code for a protein of 228 amino acids. Gene Ontology annotation, molecular function: RNA binding. The transcript has 7 exons. The record is from RefSeq and is a predicted model, not a curated record. Lineage: Eukaryota; Viridiplantae; Streptophyta; Magnoliopsida; Fabales; Fabaceae.
AACAUUGAUUAAGCGCUUCUUCUGGCACUCUUUCUCAUUCUCUCUUCGUUCUAUCACCGAAACCCUUCUUCCAUUACCGGCGAACGAAGUCGGUGGCAGAAAAGGAACAACCUCGAUUCCCAAAUCGUAAAAUCCGAUGACGACCGCUGCAAGACCCACAUGGGCACCUGCUAAAGGUGGCAAUGAACAAGGCGGUACUCGAAUUUUCGGUCCCUCACAAAAGUACUCUUCUAGGGACAUCGCAUCGCACACCACUCUCAAGCCCAGGAAGGAAGGGCAGGACACUCAGGAUGAAUUAAAGAGAAGAAACCUACGUGAUGAACUGGAAGAUCGUGAACGAAGGCAUUUCUCAUCAAAAAAUAAAUCUUAUGAUGACAGGGAUCACGGAAAGGGUAGCCAUCUGUUUUUGGAAGGUUCCAAGAGAGACAUUGAAGAUCGCAUUGUUGCUCGUAGUGUUGAUGCAGAUGAUUCUGACGUUGAAGUCAAAAGUGAUGAUGACAGUGAUGAAGAUGAUGAUGAUGAGGAUGACACUGAAGCAUUGCUGGCUGAGCUUGAACAAAUAAAGAAGGAAAGGGCAGAGGAAAAGCUACGCAAGGAACGACAACAACAGGAGGAGGAGCUUAAAGUAAAGGAGGCAGAGCUUCUGCGUGGAAACCCACUGCUAAAUAAUCCAACAGCAUCUUUCAAUGUGAAAAGAAGGUGGGAUGAUGAUGUGGUGUUUAAGAACCAGUCCCGUGGUGAAACCAAAACAGCUAAGCGAUUCAUCAAUGACACCAUCAGGAAUGAUUUCCAUAGAAAAUUUCUGCAUAAAUACAUGAAGUAAGUCCUUGUGCCAGAAGUCCGAGUUGUUUGGAUUUUGGUCUCAACAGAACUUAUUAAUUUGCAGUUUGUAUCUAAAUGUAUGAUUCAAUGUUGAUGGAUAUAUUUGUUUCUCUUAUAACCGUAUUUUAACAUGUUACUCGUAGUUGCUGUAACAUGGUGUAUGCUUGUUAAUGCCAACUGGGUUUAAGAGUCAGACCAUAAAAUAACAUUCAAUGAAGUUGUCUCUCUCUCACCCUA